Messenger RNA from Ilyonectria robusta, 1635 nucleotides. RefSeq names its product major facilitator superfamily domain-containing protein. Gene Ontology annotation, molecular function: solute:proton symporter activity; dethiobiotin transmembrane transporter activity; biotin transmembrane transporter activity. Lineage: Eukaryota; Fungi; Ascomycota; Sordariomycetes; Hypocreales; Nectriaceae. The record is from RefSeq and is a predicted model, not a curated record. Gene Ontology annotation, cellular component: membrane. Gene Ontology annotation, biological process: biotin import across plasma membrane. Bases 1 to 1635 code for a protein of 544 amino acids. The transcript is spliced from 2 exons.
AUGGCCGAGCCCACCUUUAGCCCGCCAAUUGGCGACGCGAAGCUCCAGGACGAGGUUGAUGAGAUCCAUCAUCCUUCAUCCAAUGGACUCGCCAACCAGGAAGAGGGGAAUGUCCGGGAGGGUGAUUAUGACGCUGAAACGGUCGAGCGUGUGUACCGGAAGAUUGAUCGCCGCAUCAUUCCAGCUUUUUGGGUCCUCUACUUCCUCUGCUCGGCCAUCAGGUCCAACAUCGGCAUUGCCCAGACCAUGAACAAGGACGUCGGCCACGACCUGAUGACCGUCCUCGGGAUGACGGCCAAGGAUACGUCUACCGCCCUCGCCCUCUUCUACGUCGCAUAUGUCAUCUUCGACUGCCCUUCCAACCUUGUCAUGAGCAAGCUCAGUCCCCGCCUCUGGAUGGCUCGAAUCGUCUUCGCUACGGGUCUUGUCGGCACCUGCUUCGCCGCUGUCCAGGAUGCGUGGAGUGUCAAGUUUCUUCGAUUCCUUCUCGGCGUUGUGAUUGCUGGCAUGUGGCCCGGCAUGGCCUUCUACCUCACUCUCUUCUACCCGCCUACCCGUACCGCUAAGCGUAUCGGCAUGUAUUUUACUGCCGCUCAAGUCUCCGCGGCUGUGGUUGGGCUUGUGUCUGCUGGCUUCCAGAAAAUGGAUGGCUUGGGUGGUCUCGUUGGUUUCCGUUGGAUGUUCCUUAUCUACGGCCUUGUUGCUAUUGUCCUGAGCGUCACCCUUCUCUGGUGGCUCCCUGACAGACCUCUGGCUCCUGGUCAGGUCAGAGACAACACCGGCAUCUUCAAGUUUCUUCCGGCUACCCCCGAGGUCCUGACUGGUCAAGAUGCUGUCAUCCAUUACCAUGACCUUAGACGUGUCUACCACGCCCGACCUUGGACUAUGAGGGAUCUGGGUCUCGUCUUGGUUGACUGGCGCCUGUGGCCCUUGACUAUGAUGUACUUUGGCGUUGUCGGUGUGGGUAUUGGCACUCAGCUGUACGGAUCGGUUAUCAUCGCGUCCAUCCAGCCCGAGGCUAGUGGCAUUGAAGUCAGCUUGCUCUUCGCUCCCAUCUGGAUCAUGGAUCUCAUCGCCAUUUUGAUCGUCACCCCCAUCUCGGAUCGCUUCCACAAGUCGCGCCCUUAUUUCUUCUCGGGAGCUGUCUGCAUCCAGAUUUGCGGUCUUCUGACCACCACACUGGCGACCAACAACGGCUGGGCUCGAUACGGUGGCCUUCUCAUGGUGGGAUUCGGCCUCGGUCCUACUGUCCCCAUUUGCAUGGCCUGGAGCACUGAGAUCUUCCAGAAGCGUCACGGAGAGGUCGGUGUUGCGGCUUCCACUGCCCUCGUCUCUGGCCUGGGCAACCUUGGUAGCGUCAUGACCACGUACGCCUUGUAUACCGGUUGGCCUGAGGACGCUGCUGCGGGCCCUCACCAGUACCGCAAGAGCAACUACACCAUGAUCGGAAUCCUCUGCAUGAGCAUCUUGAGUUCCUUCCUAAUGAAGGCUCUCCUGAAGAUCUUUGGCAAUCCUCCCAGCAGCAAGUUCCAGGACGACUCAGCCAGCGACUUUGAGGAUGGCGCGGCUAGACGAGAGGGUCAGCAACGUGGUUUCGGCUCGAGCCUUCCUUGGAAGCGAGGCAACCGGAACUAA